UUUAUUCUGGCCAAUGUUUGCGGUAAUAAGUUAAAGGACUGUUUUUGACGGCGUGAGACAAUAGAGACCAGGACUGACACUGGUGUGCGUUUGUCCAUAGAGGAGUGCACCAUGUGUCCAGUUACGUUUCGGACAGAUUCCUUUCAGGCGAUGACUCCUAAGCGCCCUGGUAAGAGAAACGUCUAGUUCAUUUUUGUGAGUUAUUAGCCUGUGUAGCAAGUUGUAAAGGUCAAAACAGUUGAACAGACUGCAUUGAUCCGCAAUCGGGAUCAUCAAUUAGUCAAGAAAUUAGUCAAGGAAAUAACGGUAAAUGUUUUUGGCUUAGCAAACUAAUAAAAUAAAGGUUGUUUUUUCGAAAAUUGAGGCUUUGUUCAGCAAAAACGGUUACAAAUCGAUUAUUCAAAGUAUUGUCCAUCGCUAGCCACUACUUUUUCCCAUCUUUCUGUCAAUUUUCGGAUACCAGUUCAGAAGAAUAGUUCGCCUUUUGAUGCGAUCCAUGUGUCGAUUCAUUUUUAGUUUCACAUAAGGUAAAGCAGAUGCCCCGAUUAUUAUUUAAAAGUCCACAGCUUGGUGUUAAAACUAAGCAAAUUAACAAAAUUGGUUACGAAACUGUUUUGGAAGACUAUGGGAUCCAUCAAACUCCAUCAGAGCUGUCAAAUGCAAUAUCUCAGCCAACGAAACAACUUAAGGAAAUCAGCCUUAAAGAUAUCACAGAUGUUGCUUUGACCACACUAGCAUUUUUAUCUUUCGGAAUGUUUAUUUUGCAGGUCCUUAUGUGCAUAACUAUGAGUAAAGAAGAAACUAAUAAUUUGAUGAUGCUACCCAUGGAAGCUACUGAACCAGUUGACACAAAUGAUGGUACUGAAGAAAUACGGCGAAGAAAACGGUCUAUUCAACAAAGUCCCACAACAUUAAUAGGAGUAAAUCGACUUACUGAAACUGUGUUAAAGACACUUGAUAACAUAUACAUAAGUGAAAAGAAAAAUAACAAUAAUAAAUAUUAUUUCCAUCUUCUAUGCGGAUAUGGUAUUGAUAACACGAAAUUAAAAAAUUAUCAAAGAAUGUGGUUUAUACUUUACAGUUUGGGAACAAGUUGGCUGGAAGCACGUGCAUUAAGCGAUUAUUUUAUAAUAAUCAAAAGAAUCGCUCAAGCUUUUGAAGGCUGUACUUAAUUCCUUGGUAAAACUCGAGUUAAAAAGAACAAAUAUUUUAAGCUUAUGAAUGAUGUUAUACAUAUUUCACAAUAAAUGUACAUUUUUCAAUAAA
Messenger RNA from Drosophila virilis, 1266 nucleotides. Lineage: Eukaryota; Metazoa; Arthropoda; Insecta; Diptera; Drosophilidae. The record is from RefSeq and is a predicted model, not a curated record.